Messenger RNA from Saprolegnia parasitica CBS 223.65, 449 nucleotides. RefSeq lists its product as hypothetical. The record is from RefSeq and is a predicted model, not a curated record. NCBI's taxonomy places the organism in Eukaryota, Oomycota, Saprolegniomycetes, Saprolegniales, Saprolegniaceae. The transcript has a single exon. The coding region runs from base 35 to 382 and encodes 115 amino acids.
AGCGCUUGAGAAGGCGCAGUCCUCAGAACGCCCGAUGCCACGGAAGGGACCGCCAAAGACCACGCGUCGUGACGAGCGAGCGAAGGAGAAGGAGGAGGCCGCGAAGCAGCGCCUGCGUGAAGAAGCCAAGGCCGCGCGCGCGGCCCAAGCGGUCCGGCAAUUCCGUCACAACCCCGAGAUGCCCGACGCCCAAGGCGACCGACGGGAUCUCCGGCGCGGCUUGGCCUCCGAAGGCAUGCCUCUCGAGCGGUAUGGCGAAUCGCCAGCGCAACUCGGUAAGCGUGGUGAAGUGCUCCAAGCGUCAUCAGGUGGCCGCGCCGCGCCUCGAGGCUUUGAGUACGACGCUGCCGACGACUGGUACGGCGAUGACGACGACGUCUAGAGAUCUCGCGGCAUUUCGCAGUAGCACCGCGACUUGUAAAUGUAAUACACCGUACCUCUAUCAUGUA